Messenger RNA from Ochotona curzoniae (black-lipped pika), 2127 nucleotides. RefSeq names its product solute carrier family 35 member E1 (gene SLC35E1). The coding region runs from base 1 to 1173 and encodes 390 amino acids. Gene Ontology annotation, cellular component: Golgi apparatus. The transcript is spliced from 6 exons. The record is from RefSeq and is a predicted model, not a curated record. NCBI's taxonomy places the organism in Eukaryota, Metazoa, Chordata, Mammalia, Lagomorpha, Ochotonidae. Gene Ontology annotation, molecular function: antiporter activity.
AUGGCGGCGGCGGGCGCGGCGGGCGCGGGGGGCCCGGCGGGCGCGGGGGGCGGCGGGGCGCGCGAGGGCGCGCGCGUGGCGGCGCUCUGCCUGCUGUGGUACGCGCUGAGCGCGGGCGGCAACGUGGUCAACAAGGUGAUCCUGAGCGCCUUCCCGUUCCCGGUGACCGUGUCGCUCUGCCACAUCCUGGCGCUGUGCGCGGGGCUGCCGCCGCUGCUGCGCGCCUGGCGGGUGCCGCCCGCGCCGCCCGUCUCGGGCCCGACGCCCGCCGCCGGUCCGCAGCUGCCUCCGCGCUUCUACCCGCGCUACGUGCUGCCGCUCGCCUUCGGCAAGUACUUCGCGUCCGUGUCGGCGCACGUCAGCAUCUGGAAGGUGCCGGUGUCUUACGCGCAUACGGUCAAGGCCACCAUGCCCAUCUGGGUGGUCCUGUUGUCCCGGGUGAUCUUGAAGGAGAAACAGAGCACAAAGGUCUACCUGUCGCUCAUACCCAUCAUCAGUGGUGUCCUGCUGGCCACCGUCACCGAGCUGUCCUUUGAUGUGUGGGGGCUCGUCAGCGCCCUGGCAGCCACGCUCUGCUUCUCGCUGCAGAACAUCUUCUCCAAGAAGGUGCUUCGAGACUCGCGGAUCCAUCACUUGCGCCUGCUCAGCAUCCUAGGCUGCCACGCCAUCUUCUUCAUGAUCCCCACGUGGGUGCUGGUGGACCUGUCGGCCUUCCUGAUCAACAGCGACCUGGCCUCGGUGGCGCCGUGGCCCUGGACGCUGCUGCUGCUGGCCGUGAGCGGCUUCUGCAACCUGGCCCAGAACGUCAUCGCCUUCAGCAUCCUCAACCUGGUGAGCCCGCUGAGCUACUCGGUGGCCAACGCCACGAAGCGCAUCCUGGUCAUCUCCGUGUCCCUCAUCCUGCUGCGCAACCCGGUCACCAGCACCAACGUCCUGGGCAUGCUCACGGCCAUCCUGGGGGUCUUCCUAUACAACAAGACCAAGUAUGACGCCAACCAGCAGGCCAGGAAGCACCUGCUCCCGGUCACGGCGGCCGACGCAGCCAGCAAGGAGCGGCAGCCCAACGGCCUCCUCUUCCCGCCGCCUGGGGACUAUCCAUACGGCCGCGAGCACCUGCAGUACAGCCGGACUGGUCACCCUGGCUCCUAUACCUUGAACCGCUUCGAUGUCUAAGCAGUGGGCCACCCCCAGCGGAGGACACCCCCACCGGGCACAGGGACACGAGGACACACCUGGAGUCUUUCACAGGGUCAUGGUCCCCCAGCGCUGUGCUUGCUGGUUCCUGGUGGGCCGCCAUAGGGCGCUCUUCUGGCACCCUUAGGGGGUCUGCCACUUCUGAGAGGACUUUGCCUUUGCACUUUUCUGGAAUGUUCUGUGGCUGGGUCCCUGGCAAGCCCCCCGGGUCUGGAGGCCACAGCCCACUCAUGGCAGGAGACAUGGGAGUGGCCGAGCCUGGGUCAGUGCACCAUGCCACGUGGACUCUGUGGAAGCUGUGGGGCCACCGGUGUGCAUUCUGUGACGACCUAACUCACUGACGCCCCCCGGUGAGGACCACAGGACAGGCCCUCGUGGAGGAGGCCAGGGGCUUCCUGCUCCAGGACUCGUGCCCUGUGCCUCACUCCUGGGUGCUGGGGCUGUCCGACCUGGUCUUGGAUUGCUGGAAUUUUGUAUUGAAGCAGUGGUGUCCCGGAGCGGGCCCUCGUCUGUCCCUGCACAGCCCCGUGGCUGCCUGCUGACUGCUGCCUGGCCCAGUUACCCUCCACUGUCUUUGUGUCCGUCGUGUGUGUGACCGCGGGGACUGCGUCCUCACCCCUGCCCUUCUGCUCCAGCUUGGACUGUGGGCUGCAGGAUGGAGUUGGCCGGACUGCACUGCCCUUACAGCCUGACCAACGGGAUGGGCUCAUGGGCUCCGAUCGCCUGCACGGGGCUGGCCUGGCCCACGCUGCCCCCUCCUCCCAUGACCGUGACGCUUCUUGGCUUGGCAGAGGGGCAGGUGGGCUCACAGCAUGACCCCGCACACACUUUGGGAGGCACAGUUUGAAGCACCUUAAGGUCGCAGACUCUGUGAGGCAGUGCGGCAGAAGCAGGCGAGGCUCAGCCGCGGACAGGUGGGCCCGGCGUCCCCAC